Molecule: messenger RNA, 1434 nt
Organism: Dipodomys ordii (Ord's kangaroo rat)
Lineage: Eukaryota; Metazoa; Chordata; Mammalia; Rodentia; Heteromyidae
Exons: 10
Coding region: 1-1434 (477 amino acids)
Source: RefSeq, a predicted model, not a curated record
AUGGGAGCCCCGCCCCUCGGCCGUGGCUGCUGCAGAGACUGCUUCGCGCAGGCUCAGUUUGCUACUCUCGCCCAGUCCACAGGCCACGCUUAUUUGCAUAGACGCCCCUGUGACUGGCCUUCGGGAGCCCCGCCCGCUUGCUUUCGGAGGACAACUCUUAUGGUGCAGAAUGACGAGCUGGCCAGGGCUUCCUGGAGAAAAACAUCGGCAGUGUUGCAUACUCUCCGUUUCUUUGGAAAGCGGACCGUGUCCGAGGAGGAAAAGGAGCAGCACCAGUGUCUCCUGGAAGGGAAUACGAAAUUUAAAACUGUGGAAGGAGUGGUAACAAAGACCAAUAAUGAUCAUGGUUGGAUUGAUGAGUCCAUCUUCUUCCAUAAUGAGAAUGUGACUGGUGAUCUCCCUCUGAGAAUUGGACAGAAAGUUACUGCAGUUGUGGAAGAAAAUGAAACAAGCCUUGGAUGGAAAGCAAUCAAAGUGGAGGCUUUCUGUGAAGGUUGUAUUGGUGGUAGACCAUCAGAAACCAAAAUGAAUCUCACCUUUGGAGUGUGUGGUGAUGAGUACCUUAAACACUCAAAUUACUUCGCUCUGGAUGUUGUUUGUAAAGAUUUUGACCCUUAUGAGGGUGACCUGAUGGAAGUUGUGUUUUCCUUCAAGACUGAAAUGCAGGACAGGAAGAUCAUCUCUGUGAAGCCUCUGAGAUACAAUCACGUGAAAGAGGUCUUCAUUACCAGUGUAUAUGGAAAAGAAGGGGUGGUGGACAGCAAUAUCUUUUACACCUUGGAGUCUCUGAAAGUUCCUGCUGGAUACCAACCUCAAGUCCAUGACCUUGUCAACGUGCUGGUAGUGCAGACUGCUCAGCCUGGCUUCUAUUGGAGAGCAAUCUCCAUGACCCCAGUGCUGUGUCAGAAGAAGAAGCAAAGAAAAGAAUGUCCUUUUGACCACAUUCGGGACCCAUUUCAGGUCAGUAGGUAUAAUGUUGAAAAACGUGUUUGCUCUUACUCCUUUACCAAUGUCACAAAUUUGUAUUACCAGUGUGAUCAUCACCUUAGUAGCAUUGACAAAAACAUUUGUUUGCAGAGGCCUAGUGCUCCCAGACUGAAUGGGCGGAGCCAAGUUCCCCCGCUCACUGCCUCUGAUUGGCUAGAGGAGUCAGCAGUAUGCUGCGGUGAGUGGGAGUUGGGGAGUGGCGAACUCACAGUAUUCGAGUUCACUUUCAUAAGCAGCAGCGGCCAUGAAGUUGGUGCUGACAGUGAGAGAGGCCUUGUGCGCUUGUUGGAAGCCAUGUUGGCCCUGACUGGGCUCCUGAGCCGGACCUUAUUGUUAUUUCAGAUGAGGGCGGACACUAACGAGGGGGCAUCAGACUGCUGGAAAAUAUUCCUCUGCCAUUCCCCAUCUCCUAACCCUGCCCUGGGACCAUUGGAGAUGGGGGUGUGA